AUGGCGGGCGCCUCCGACCCCCUGGAAGAUAUGCUCUUUUCAGAGGUGGACGAAAAGGCUGUGAGCGAUCUAGUAGGCUCUCUGGAAUCGCAGCUUGCUGACCAAAGCAAUCCUGCAAGUAGUCAUUCGGAAAACAGGGGUGCUGGGUCAACGGGCACCGCUAACCAUCACUUAGGAAAAACGCUACCAGCUCAAGUGGGCACCACAACACUGGAACAACAACAACAAGGACAGCAUAAAGCUGGCAUGCACCCGGAGACGAACUCUAAGGAAAUCGGCUCGGAGAAAACUGUCGCAUAUCCGACACCGAGCCCCGUUCCGUCUUUUGAUGAAGCGUCUGCCACUCCAGCCGCCGGUGUGAAAGCGAAUACCAGUGGUUUGCAAUCACAUGGAACAUCCAUCACAACACUGGCUGCAUCUGGCGUGUCAACUUUGGCACCUCUGGCCGCCAGCAUCAGCACCACGGCGCGCGGCUCUAAGGUUACUUUGGCUGCGGGCGAAACGUCGACGGACGCCGAUCCGCCGAGAAAACGGACCGCGGCAGCACGAAAGACUGCCACGGGUCGGGCAAAGAGUUUGAACGGCGGAGCUGUAGCGACGAGGAGGAACAGCAAUACAGCGGUGGUAGAUAACGUUAGCUCCGUGGCUACUACCGGUGCGAGUGUUGCCGGUGCGAGUGUUGCAAACUCUGCACCGGCGGUCACAGCCUGUAUAAACACCACGACUUUCACGUUAUCCAGCGUCGGCCAGUCGGCUGUCGCUCUCGACCGAGGGACCCCUACCAUUGCUUUGCAUAGACUGCCGAGUCACAUCGUCGCCAGCAUAGCUCAGAAUGGAAACGGAACCACUGUCUCGGCCUUGGUCCAACAAGGUGCACGGAUCGGACCCGUCGCCUCAGCCGCGCAAGUGAACCACAGCAAAACGCCUGCGAACACCGGGGAUUCCAAAACAGACGACCCCCAUCCCAAAACUGUCGUGCUGAGCCAGCCCGGCAGUGUCAACUCUGUCAUAAGUACUGUUUCCUCCCCAUCUCCUGUUGUCAUCCCAGCCACAACUACUCAGCAGCCGAGUCCCGCCUCAACUCCCGCCGCCUGUGUCACGGCGGUAGCAGUAACUACUUCUGUGAGCGUGACCGGUCAGACUACAACGCCAACUUCUUCUGCCGGUAUGAUCAGGCCCGCGACUCCCUCUCCGACACCUGUUGUGGCUUCCUCCGCACAGCCCCAGCCCCGUCCUGGACUGGCUGCGCCUCAAAGGAUUGUAACCCCUCAGCUGAUUGUCAGACCACCUCAGCAGCAGACGACCAUUCAGCUGCCCCCUGGGUUUACCAUCCCGCAGGGGAUGGUGUUGGUACGUACAGAGUUGGGCCAGCUAGUGAUGGUUCCCCAGCAGGCUUUGGCUCAGGCCCAGGCCCAAGCGCAGGCCCAGAACAACAUCACCCCGCGACCAGCCACCCCGACCACAGGAGCCACCUUCAGAGUAACAACGCCGCAGUCUCCCGUGACCUCCCAGACAACACGGCAGUGUCCUCUGGCUCCAGCCAAGAUGGUGCCGUCUUCCUCUACCGCUCCUUCCAGCCCUGCUUACCAGAACUCCUCCUCUUCCACCUCCUCCUCCACCUCCUCCUUCCCCGCGCUCCGCUCUAAGGGCCCUGUGGCACCGGCCGUGGCAGUGACGGCUCCGCAGCCGGCCCCCGUGGUUAUGGUCCCCCAGGCUCAGGCUCAGGCUCAGGCCCAGGCCCAGGCUACCUCACAGCCAGCGCUGCCCCCGCAGACCAGCAUUGCCGUGGCCCCCGGAGGUCCUGUCGUCUCCCAGGAAAUGCAGGAGAAUGUGAAGAAGUGUAAAAACUUCUUGGCCACCCUGAUUAAACUGGCCUCCCACAACUCUCCAUCCCCCGAGACCUCCAAGAACGUCAAGGCCCUGGUUCAGGACCUGCUGGAUGCCAAGAUUGAACCAGAGGAAUUCACUAGCCGGCUGCAGUCUGAGCUCAAGUCAUCUCCUCAGCCUUACUUGGUGCCCUUCCUCAAGAAAAGCCUUCCAGCCUUGCGGCUGUCUCUCCUCAACAGUCAGCAGUCUCUGACCCAGCCCCAGCAGCAGGGGGUCAAACCUGUGGCUAGCGGCACCACUCCUGCCAUCAUGGCAGGGCCAGCUGUCCGCGUGCGCCACCCUAACAGCAUCAGCACCACCACGGGCACUAUCGCUUCACCCACUGGGACACCCGGACACACAGCUGCCAUGAGUAUCAAGAGAGUAGGCGCUGCUGCCGGCGGCCAGGUACGGAUGCCUGCAGUGAUUACACAGUCUGUAAGAGCGCAAGGCAUGGUGGGGAAGGGAGCUGCCAUCCAGGCGGGCAGGAGUCCCAUGGGCCUGGCGGUUCAGAUCUCUGGGAAUCAGAAAAACAAGCUCAACGACCCUGGAGGCGGUUCUUUCAGGGACGAUGAUGACAUCAAUGACGUGGCCUCCAUGGCUGGGGUAAACCUUAACGAGGAAAGCGCUCGAAUCUUGGCCACCAAUUCGGAGCUGGUGGGAACGCAGAUCCGCUCCUGUAAAGAUGAGGCUUUCCUCCACCCGGGCCUGCUCCACAGACGCAUUCUGGAAACAGCUAAGAAGUUUGGAGUCACUGAGGUUCCGAUGGAGGCAGUCACGUUCAUCUCUCAUGCCACACAGUCGCGGCUCCGUACCGUGGUGGAGAAGGUGUCCACCAUCGCACAACACAGACUGGACUCCUGUAAGGACGAUGAAUAUUACGAGCAGUCCGCAGACGUGCGCUCACAGCUCAAGUUCUUCGAGCAGCUGGAGAGACUGGAGAAGCAGAGGAAGGACGAGCAGGAGAGAGAGAUCCUGCUGAAAGCCGCUAAAAGUCGCUCCAGGCUCGAGGACCCAGAGCAGGCUCGGCUCAAACAGAAAGCUAAGGAGAUGCAGCAACAGGAACUGGCCCAGAUGCGGCAGCGAGACGCCAAUCUAACAGCUCUAGCCGCCAUUGGACCUCGCAAAAAACGCAAGAUGGAUUCACCAGUGGCCACCCCAUCCGGGACUGAGGUCUCAGGCAGCACGGCCAGCUCCCCGGCCAGCUCCUCCGCCCCGUCCACCUCGUCACGCCAGUACGCUCGACAGCGCAUCACUCGCGUCAACCUCAGGGACUUCAUUUUCUACAUGGAGCAGGAGAGAGAGACCGCCCACUCCCUCCUCCUGUACCGCGCCCUGCUCAAAUAG
This is a messenger RNA of Lampris incognitus (smalleye Pacific opah), 3213 nucleotides long. Its product is annotated as transcription initiation factor TFIID subunit 4-like. The transcript is spliced from 15 exons. Gene Ontology annotation, cellular component: transcription factor TFIID complex. Gene Ontology annotation, biological process: DNA-templated transcription; transcription initiation at RNA polymerase II promoter. The coding region runs from base 1 to 3213 and encodes 1070 amino acids. Lineage: Eukaryota; Metazoa; Chordata; Actinopteri; Lampriformes; Lampridae. The record is from RefSeq and is a predicted model, not a curated record. Gene Ontology annotation, molecular function: protein heterodimerization activity; RNA polymerase II general transcription initiation factor activity; DNA binding.